AACAUUGGCCAACUUGGAAAAUGAUUUGGAACUAGUGUUUUCUCGAGUUCUUAACGCUGCUUUUUCUAUCAAGAAUGAUCCUGAAAGAAGAAACCUACAAAAUAUAUUAAAAUAACAUAGCAAACAACAUCCUUUGCAUCGAUUGGGAAAAAGGGAUGAACAUGAAUCCAUUCAAGAAACUCCAUCUUCUUCAUUCUUUACUCUUAUUCAAUAUCAUAUUAGUUUAUUCUACACCCCAACAUGAUCAUGCAAACAUCUGUGGGAACAUCAAAACUCAAACACCUUUCUUGAACUCCAAUUCUUCAAUACUAGAAAGCAUCACCCUUUGCAUAUCUCAGAAUCUCUACUUGAGAACAUCCCUUGGUCUUUUCCACGUUUCAUCACUUGACUAUAAUGGUGGAUUACUAACACUAACCAUCACUCACUCUUCUUGUUCUUCUCUCCAAUAUGUUUCUCCUCUUGCUGUCACAUCUGGUUUCCCUUCUCCUCCUGAGCCUAACUCACUUGUGCUCUUCAACUGCUCAAGCAGAAGAGACCCCUUUUUACCAAUUAUGCAAAAUUGUAGGGCCUUAUACAAAUGUGGAGGUGCUGAAGAGAACAUGAAACAUCCUUGUUUAGUUGUUGAAGAUCUUCAAAAAGUGAAUAAGGAUUUUCACCCUGAACAGAUGAACUGCUCUCAUUAUAGUUGGGUACAUAGAAGUGCUUCAGAUGGUGGACAUGAUCAAGGAUAUAAGGUGGGAACAAGGAUAUCUGUUGACAUUCCCCGUGUGCCAGAAAUUUGUCAAGGGUGUGAAAAGCCUAAUGGAAACUGUGGUGCUGGUUUGAAUUGUUUAUGCCACCCUAAAGAGUGCAAAGACAAGGUCAUCUCCAAGGGUGGGAUAAAAUCUACUGCUAGUGUUUUUUUCUCUGUGCUCUCUUUCAUUGGUUCUGUUACAGUAGCCUUCUUGAUGCAUCUCUAAGAAAGCUUAGCUAAGAGUUUGAUUGUUACGUAAGAGUACUUGAUGGUUAUACAUAUGUCAUUUGCUAUAUGAAUCUAAGGUGUAUAAUCUUCGAAUCUCGUAUUAAUUGUUACUGGCACAAAACAGUGAUUGAUACUGGUUAGUCCUGCCCAAGAUGGAUGGUAACAAGAGUAUUGAACAUGAACCAUCUAUCUAACGGAUAUCUAAGUAUGCUUAGAUUGAAACUUGAUUAGGAUUGGAAGCUGAAAUGAUCGUUAAGUUUCUGUCACUGCCUCCUUAGAGCAGUGAAGCCAAAAUUUACAUGUUUGGAAUACAUUUUUUUUUUUGUCUUGU
Messenger RNA from Cajanus cajan (pigeon pea), 1292 nucleotides. RefSeq lists its product as uncharacterized. The record is from RefSeq and is a predicted model, not a curated record. NCBI's taxonomy places the organism in Eukaryota, Viridiplantae, Streptophyta, Magnoliopsida, Fabales, Fabaceae.